GGGUGUUAAGCAAGGGGACCCUCUUUCCCCCAUACUGUUUAUUAUGGCUGCUGAGAUUCUUUCAAGGCAGAUAAAUACAUUGUACCAAACCGGAAAAGGUACACUUUAUCACACCUAUAGAGGUAUGUCUGCUAUAAACCACCUUUCCUUUGCUGAUGACCUAAUUGUCCUCUCUAAUGCUGAGAAAAAAAACUCUUGUUGAGCUCAGCAAUAUCAUCUCUGAUUAUGAAAAGUAUUCUGGUGAGCUUAUUAAUAAAGGUAAAAGCUUUUAUCUCAUUUCUAAGCAUGCUAAAAACCAUAAUCACUUGAUAGUUAACAACAUCUUUCAAAUAAAAAAGGGUUCCUUCCCUUUCACUUACCUGGGGGCUAAUAUCUUUACUAGCAGAACCCUAAAUUUAUAUUUUGAACAUAUCUUAGCCAAGUUUGAUAAUAAAAAAUUAGCGUGCUGGAAGCAUAAGCUUCUUUCUGUUGGUGGUAGGAUGAUUUUAAUUAAACAUGUGCUUAGUUCUCUUCCCCUGUAUCAUAUGGUUGUUCCCCUCUCCCCAGGAAUAUCAUUUACAAAAGGGAAAACUGUCAAUUACGCCCUCCUACUAUGUAUGGAAAGUCGAUUAGGUCCCCUUACUUUAAAAACACCCAAUUAUAUCCUUAAACUCUUAAAAAACGUUCAAUUGAGUAUAUCUAGCAGGCCACCCACCGGUUUCCCAGUUAACUACACGCAUGGCAGCCCAUGUGGCAGACCACGUGGCCAUUUUUCAUUUUUCUCUUUAUUAUCUUGUUCCUUAUCUUUCCUUAUUCCCUUCUUUCUUCCCAUUUUCUCAUCCUAAUCUGGUUUGUGCGCACGACGCCUCCUGAACCUAUCCCCCCUCUUUUGUUUCUAUUCUUCCCUCUGUUUCUUCUUUCUUCUUUUCCUUUUUAUUGCAAUUCUCUUCUUUUUUUUCUUGUACAAAGCCUCAGCUCAUUCCUCUUCUUCCCAGAAACAAACUCGCCGGAAAUCGGGCUGAGAUUAAGGCGAUGGCCGCCGUCUCAACCAUUGGAGCCAACUGCUACACAGUCACCAACUUCGCCGGAAUCUACUAGGCAAAAGAAGAAACGAACAGAGAAGAAGAGAGUCUUUCGAGGACGGUAGAUGCUGCCACCUUUUGCAGAAGCCUGGCAGAUCUCGUAGCAGUCGGAAUUUGUCCAUACUCGCAGCCGCCAUCAUCGACGGUGGUGCCAUUGAAACUGAUGCUCGGAUGUACGACGAGCUCACCAUUGUUGGCAGUCUGGCACCUUAAUUUAUGAAAUAGUCAAAGAGGGCAUCUUGAUUUAUGAAAAUGAAGGAAGAACAAAAAAGUUGCAGAGGAACGAAAGUUGUUGCAGAGGUGCGCUGGGAACGAAGAGAACGAGAGAGAAAUAAGAAAAGAAAAGAGAAAAAGAAAUAGAAAAGAUGAAAAUUGCCACGUGGCCUGCUACACGUGCAGUUUACCGGAAAACUGUUUGGUGACCUAUUAGAUAUACUCAAUUGAACGUUUUUUAAGAGUUGGAGGAUAUAAUUGGGUGUUUGUAAAGUAGGGGGACCUAAUCAACUUUCCGUACAUAGUAGGAGGGCGUAAUUGACAGUUUUCCCUUUAUAAAAUGGAAAGGAAACCUUCCAAUUUUCUCCGGGAUGAGAAUUCUGACCACAAUAGGUAUACUUCGAGAAGUUGGACAAAGUGUUGCUAUUCGGUUAAUGAAAACGGAAGGUGAAAAUUGAUUCGGGUUUUAAGAGUUUUAAGAGUUCUCAGAAACCUUAAUUAUAUUCAAAAAGCUUUUUUUCUAAAACUUCUUUGGAAGGUGAAUAAUGAUUCGGGUUUGUGGGCUUAUUGGUACAAUUCCCUAAAAAAUACUUCCCUUUCUGUUAUGCACAAUGCCAUUAAUUCUGUCAAUCACAUUUUUAACAACAACUGCCGAAUGCAGGUUAAUCAAGGAAACAACCAGUUCUGGUACACGAACUAGUCUGAAUUGGGGCCUCUUUGCACCUAUCAGAAAACUGUCCCAGAGGAACCCUGAGCAUCUGUAGCGCCAUGCCAGGUGGUAAUCUGCUUGAUACGGUUGCCUCUUACAUGCCCAGAUAUGUGUGUGACAAAAUCACAUCCUUGCGCAUCACCUUCAAUACCAGUAAGGAUGCUCACAUUUGGAAACCGAACCCCAAUGGUAAAUUCAGUUUUUCUAGCGCCUAUGAUGUUAUUCGGCAUAGGCGAAGCUCAAAACCAAACACUGACUGUGUUUGGAAUACACGAACACCAAAAAAAUCUCUUUUUUUAUAUGGCGGCUUGAAAAUCAAAUCUUGCCUUUUGAAAACAAACUAAACCAAAUUGGUAUUCUGGGCCCUUUUAAAUCCCCCAUCUACCCUCAUCAGGAUACCAUUGAUCAUUAUUUUCUAAAUUGUCCCUUCAGUAGAGAGAUUUGGAAUCACUUUCAAAAUAUUUUCAAAUUCAGGCCGUCAAACCAUACUACUAUUUGGAACUACAUUUUAGGGUGGUACAAUAACUUCAAAGAGCCAAUUGUGGAUUUGAAUUUCACAGUCCCUAAUAUUAUCCUCUGGAAGGUCCGGAACAAAGUUAUUUUUGAUGAUAAAAAGUCUUGCCUAACUGAGGCCAUUAAUGCUAUUAAAACUGAAAUUUUUGCCAUGUCGGUUUCCAAUCCGUUCCCCCGUACCUGCCCUAAUAUCCCGAUCAACAUAUGUACGGUAACCCCAAGGAAAAAAAAACCUCCUAGUCUUAACGGCUGGCAAAAACCACCACCCACCUACUUCAAAAUUAACAUGCCCUCUCGGAACCUCAAACCAAACUUCAUCCGUACGGCUGCCCUCAUUCGUAAUGAAUAUGGCAACUACGUUAAGCAUGAAACCCAUCUGGCAUCCCACGAGAAUGGCACAUCUGCCACUUACGAGGCCUUGAUUGAUCUUAUCCCUAUUGUCAAGACUCUAAAUACCAAUAAUAUUAUAAUAGAGGUAGAUAACAGGGAAGUCUACGAGGGGCUCACAGGUAUCUCAAUCCAACAUUGGAGUUGCUGGCCACACAUCCAAAAUAUCAAGAAGAGACCCAUGACACACAAAUGGUCUAUCACGCACAUACACCCGAGUAUAAAUAGGGCUUCUGAGUAUUUAGCUUACCAAAAUACUUCGGUAAAAACCAAUGAUCAUCAUUUUAAUCAUUUUGUUGGUAUUCUCAAAUUUGAUGCUACCAAUUUUCCUUGUGUUAUUUAAAUUCGAGUAGGCUUUGGUUUGGUCCUCCUACUCUUUGUAUUCUCUUUUUAUUAUAAUAAAUAGGUGGAGUGUUCCCUGGCCCCCACCCCAAAAGACCUGCGGGCUAUUGGAAACUUAUUGGGUAUAAAAAAAGGUCUGAAUGCUUGUGCUCUAUUAGCAAUAUACUCCUUAACAGUCCCAGAUACAUAUACUCCGCACAUUAACUAUUUAGUUUAGUUAUUUAAGCAUUUAACAUUAUUAUUUAUGUUAACGGUCCCUCUAAGGCUCUUAUGCCUCUAAUCUCUUAUUAGAGGCCUAGAUGAUCGGAAUUGAGUGCUCUGAUCGUGACCCUUGAAAUGAAUGAACUUUUUCUGGCUAAUUAUCUUGCUGAUUCAAGAUCAUAAUUAUUGAUUGUAGUGAAUAUGUUGUUUUGUUUUAUUUACUAAAAUUUUCAGCUUGGUGUGUAUUUAUGUUUUAAACUCAACUUAUGAGAUUUGAAAUGAUGGUAAACAUGUUUAUUUCUUGUAAUUUCAAACGUUGAAUGUUUUUUGGCACAAAUUUUAAUGGUGAUUUGUAAGAUUUUUUUUAAAAAAAAUAGAAACCGUUAAAUGAGAAGAAUCGAACCGUUAAAAAUGGCUCGGUUCCAUAUCAGUUCUAUAAAAAAAAUAUAAGAACCGAACCGUUAUUAAGAUUUGAUAUUUUUCAAACGGUUCCAUCAAUUUUGCUUAGCAACCGAAUCGGUCCUAGGUCUAGGGGUUUACUGUCUACAGUAAAAAACACAAAAAAAAAAAAGGAAAUAUUGGUUAGUUUUGUUCCCAAUAAAAUUUGACGGUGGCGCCAAAUUCAAAAGGGUGUACAAACCAAAUUGAUAGAUCAAUUGUCUUUCCUCCACUUGUUUAAAAAGCAUUUGUUCUAUCUCCUUGACAGCUCAUACAAUCCUUUUUUUUGGUGAUGCUCAUACAAUCCUUUUAAAAAGCGGUUGAUGUGCUCUCUUAUCUCUACUCAACUCAUUCUUCUUCUUAAUUGAAUUCUUUGUUUGGUUUAUACUUCAUAGCUUUAUCAUUAAAAAAAACAAACGCACUCUACAUUACCUACACAACAUCACUCCUCAAAUGGUCAAAAGCUUGUAAGGACUGUUAAGAAAAUAGAGUAUUGAAGUAGUUCUUAUUGAUAACAUGGAUAAGAUGGUGGGUUUCCACCGCUAGGGGUUUUUCCUCCGCUAUCAUUUGUAACGAGGAGAGGCCGCCGCAGGCGAGCUUAGGCGUACAAGGUUUCUUCUUCCACCAUCAAUUGUGUGGCUAUUUUUCUUCUUUUGCUUUAGUGAGAUUAAACGGGGGGAGAGGAUGUUUGGUCUCCGACGAUCGAAGGUUGUGCAGGGACGAAAGACGGAUGCUUGGUCUCCGGCGGCCAAAGGUCACAGACGAAGCGUGGGGCUAGAGCUUGGAACGGAUCUGGAUUCGAGGUCAUCUGUGUUAGGUGGUGAAAGAGGAUGCUUGGUAGAGAACAUGAUGAAUAAGAGGCAAGACGAGGAAGAAGCUACUAUACUGUUGGAUUGUCCUCCUCCUGUAUUGUCGCCAUGGAGUGCAGGAGAGUCUAGGGUUUGGAAGCAGCUUUUUAAUUUUACUGUUUGCUUGCGAUUUAGUUUUCAUGAUCAGACUGUUUAUUUUUUUGUUGGUUACUUUUAUUGUUGUAAGACUCUUGCAUUAGGAUUGAGUGAUGGAAGGUCUGUUUUAACCGUUGUUGGCUCAUUUAUGCCCAUUAUAAAAUCAGUGAGUUAUAUUGCUUUUUAAAAGGUGGUUGACUCUAA
This is a messenger RNA of Cuscuta epithymum, 5012 nucleotides long. The record is from the annotation of a GenBank genome assembly. Lineage: Eukaryota; Viridiplantae; Streptophyta; Magnoliopsida; Solanales; Convolvulaceae.